Physella acuta is the source of this 1942-nucleotide messenger RNA. RefSeq lists its product as uncharacterized. NCBI's taxonomy places the organism in Eukaryota, Metazoa, Mollusca, Gastropoda, Physidae. The record is from RefSeq and is a predicted model, not a curated record.
GCAGUCGUUGGCUGCCCACGGCAAGGUGCAGUCAGGUGUUUUCUACACAGGUGUUAAGCAAUAUGCAGCCCGUCCCCAGGUCACGUGAUGGUGGAGAAUGUUUCACGUCGACUCGUCCAGUGGUAGACUAGAGUUCCACGUCAGCAUGAGCGAUCCGAGGUCAGAGGUCAAGCACCCGCUGAAACACAGACCGCUGUGCCAUCUGUUCUCCGGACGUCUCAUCUUCUUCCAUGGUGUUCUCUUCUUCGCCGUUAUCGUCGUCCUCGUCAUACGGUACGCGGACAUCUGUCCGGUCCGCUUCCCCGCCCAUCUCGAGGUCACUCUGGCGCCUAUCAAGGUCAACGAGACACUGCUGGAUGGCCAUUUUCAAGUGGCCAUGGCGGCCAUAAACUUGUCACUCUUGGCCCCGCUGCCUACAGUUCCAACCGAUAAAAAACAUCUUUUUCAGUACGAGUUAUCUGAGUUUGAUCUGGAGAUGAUCUCAGAAAUGCUCUCAGCGUUUGAUACAUUGAUGAAAAAUGCUUCCAUAACUUAUUUUCUAUAUAAGGGUUCAUUACUUGGCUCUUACAGACAUCACAGUAUUAUCCCCUGGGACGAUGACCUUGACUUUUUAGUGUCUGUGAAGGAGAAAGAAAAAAUUAAGAACGUCUUUCAUAACCAUUCCAUCUACCUGCUGGAUACGUUAUCCAUCAGGUACAAAGUCUACCACAAAAACGGCCACCCUAUCAAAGACAUCAGUUGGAAAUCCCCGUUUUUAGACAUCAGCUUUUACACCGAGAACUCCACUCACAUAUGGGACGUCACUCUACCCUCCCAGUCGCCGUAUCCAAAGAGUAGUAUCUUCCCUUUAACGGAGCGCCCCCUGCUCGGGGCGCUGUACCCCUCCCCCAGGGACCCGCUGAAGACGCUCCAGGCCAACUACAAUCUCGACGACUGCCACACGGGGACGUACAACCACACGGGAGAGUUCAAGCGCCACGACAAUGACGUCAGCAACGUCCGGUGUUCGGCGCUCAUCGGGACGGUGCCGUUUGUUCAGCACGUCAGGGGGCCGGGAGGGGCGUGGUGCGAGGAGCUCUUGACUUUCAGAGGAAAAAUUCUCAACACUUUUGUCAGGGACGCUAAAGAUAUUCCAGUGUGUUAGUCCGGUCUGUUAACUUUCUCAGUCUAAAGAUAUAGCUUCGUGUCGACUUCCUGUGUCUAAACAUAUUCUAGCGUGUUAUUUAACUUCUUGUGACUGAAGAUAUUCCAGUGCUUCAACUUACUGUGUUAAAAGAUAUUUCAGUGUGUUAACUUUUUGUGACUGAAUAUGUUCCAGUGUUAACUUCCUUUGUCUAAAGAUAUUUCAAAGUUAUCUCCCUGCGUUAACCCUUCGUGUAACUAUAUUAUUGUUUGUGAUUAUGGAUGCAAAUAACAUAAAGACUUUCACGUGAGUACUUAUUUUCCUCACGAAUUAACCUUCUCGGAUGAUCAUCCAAAAACUGAUUGAUUUGACUUGACUUUGUGAUUCUCAUCGCGUCUACGGCCUACUCUUUCAACGUGGACUGCAAAAUUGAUAGAAUUUUAUUAGUUUCGUGCUUGAUAAACGUAUUUUUCGUCUAGAUAUUCUUCAGUAUUUUUUAAAAUGUUGAGUCUAGGUUGUGGUGUCAUAAAUCUUUCAAGACUAAGCCUUAAUUAACUGCGGAGGUUGAGAGGUUAAAGUAGAUUACUAACCUGAAAGUCUCGAGUUCGGAUCCAGGGCUAGAUUUGUAGGUCGUCCACGAGUUACCCAGUACAGCACUCGUAUCAGAGUACAGCAAAAUGACGGCUACGGGAUAAUCACGCAGUGUGCUGACCACACCAUAGGGUGACAACACGAUGUGCUGACCACACCAUAAGAUGACCACAUCAUAGGGCGACCACACCAUAGGGUGACCACACCAUAAGGUGACCACAGCAUAGG